Messenger RNA from Cylas formicarius (sweet potato weevil), 767 nucleotides. Its product is annotated as coiled-coil domain-containing protein 12. The transcript is spliced from 3 exons. Lineage: Eukaryota; Metazoa; Arthropoda; Insecta; Coleoptera; Brentidae. The record is from RefSeq and is a predicted model, not a curated record. Gene Ontology annotation, cellular component: post-mRNA release spliceosomal complex; U2-type spliceosomal complex. Bases 212 to 682 code for a protein of 156 amino acids.
UAGUAUACUAAAAUAGAACGGAUAAACAUGUAUAUAAAUAUUCCUAGCUAAGUGCCCAGGCCAUGGGGGUUCUUUUUCUGGUGCAAUCAAAAUUAUGAAGUUGUUUUUAUACACUCUUUUGGUAAAAACUGGCCGAUCGUCGGCAUUUUGAGAACUACAAUUUAGGAGAACGAAGGAAUUAUAAAAUUUAAUAUUAAAAAAUUCGCAAGAAAUGACAAUGUCGGAAACUAAUAAUGAAAAAAAUCUCGAAGAAGAAGCGCUCAAACGUAGGCAGCGAUUACUGGCUUUAAAACGAAAAAGGGAACACAAAUCAGAAACUGCUGAAAGUAACUCCAAAGUACCUGUUGAAGAGGUAUUGCCCGCACCCCUUUUUCGAAGUUAUAGGCCUGUAGAUGAUAGACUCCAGGAAAACGUUUUGCCAAACGAGAAACCUGAAGAUGUUAGCUCUCAAGUUAAAGAUCAAUUGGAGUCUGCAAAAUCGGCGAUUGUUAUUGAUCAGUUGGACGUGACCUCUUUGGCUCCAAGAAAACCAGACUGGGACUUAAAACGCGACAUUGCAAAGAAGUUGGAAAAACUUGAGAGGCAAACACAGAGAGCAAUUGCUGAGUUGAUUAGAGAGAGAUUACGAGAAAGAAAAGAUUUGGCUGAGAUCGCUAAUGCAGAAUCCUCUGAUAAAUCGUGAAGCAUUAUUGUUUACAUCCAGAAGCGUUUAAAUGUAUUUUAAGUUUUAUUUCAUGCACAAUAAACUCAAAAUUAUUGCUUUAAAA